AUGGACAAUAAUAUGUUUCGUCCGUGGGAAAAAGUUGAUUUCUCAAAUGAGAAUAGCUUAGCUGAGAAGAAUGAAGCACAUGUACGUUCAUCUACAUAUUUAGCAUUAAAUUUAUUAUCAGUUCAUAAGUAUUUAUUAGACAAAAUUUAUCCGUCAUAUAUUAUCACUAAAAAUCAAAAAGCUAAUUUCCGAAGACAAUGCAAACCAUUUACAGUAGACGAAUCAAAAACAUUACUCUAUAGAAAAAAAAUCAAAAAUAAUACAACCUGUCAAAAUGAUGAAAAGUUGUUACCAGUUAUUUUAGACAAAAAAAAACAAAAUGAAUUAAUAUCAAUGACUCAUAGAGGUACAGACUCUAGUGUUGAAUCAAUAUCCUUAUCUGCUCAUCGCAGUAAAGAUGCUUGUAUAUCUAUAAUAGAAUCUCGCAUGUUUUGGCCUAAUAUUUAUUCUGAAGUAUGUAAUUUUAUAAAAGAAUGCGAUAUUUGUCAGAAAGUCAAUCCAGCAGUUUUAAAAGCUGUUCCAGAACUGCAGCCAGUAACUGUGCCAACUACUGUUAUGAAACAAAUAGGUAUAGAUAUAGCCACAUUACCUGAAGUGAACCAAAAUAAAUAUAUUAUUGUAGCAAUUGAUUAUUUCAGUAAGUGGUCAGAAAUUAAAGCUGUUCAAAACAAAACUGCUGAAACUGUCACUAGAUUUUUAUUUCAUCUUAUUUGUAGACAUUCCUGCAUGUCAAUACAAAUAAAUGAUCAAGGUAGGGAAUUUGUUAAUCAAGUUUCAGAUCGCCUUCAUGUAUUUACCGGUACAAAACAACGAAUAACCUCAGCUUACCAUCCUCAAAGCAAUGGUCUUGUUGAAAGACAGAACCGAACCAUAAAAAAUAUGAUUUAA
Macrosiphum euphorbiae (potato aphid) is the source of this 888-nucleotide messenger RNA. NCBI's taxonomy places the organism in Eukaryota, Metazoa, Arthropoda, Insecta, Hemiptera, Aphididae. The record is from the annotation of a GenBank genome assembly.